CCGGCGUUAGAGACACAUUGACUGAGCCUCUCCAGCAAUAGCCAUCACCUUGCUAGGGAGCCGAGCCUGCUCCCCUCCCCAUGGCCUGCUAGGGAGAGGGGGGAGAUUCCGCUGAACGGUCCCUGGGCUUGUCUGGCGGCAGCAUCCUCCAGCUCUGGCUGCAUCGGUGUCGUCAAUUCCCUCCUGCUCCGGCUUCUCUCCCUCGCCUGGAUGCAGCCAGCGUUAGCCUGAGGGCGUGGCAGGCUGUAUUCCAGAGGGCUGCAGCCUCCGGCUAGGGCUGGGGGGGCCAAGAGGGGCUUGCAAACAGCCUGGAGGGCUCCUCCACAGCCCCCCUGCAAGCUGGAUGCUAAGGAAGAAGGUCUGUGACGAUGGAAGAAGGGGUCCGUCAUCUAGAGGCCUGACCGGGUGACAGUAGGAAAACCCUCCAAGAGACGGGCAGCUACUAGCUUGAGAUACAGAGCGAGACAAACAUGCUGAAGCCAAGUGGACUUAAAAUCCCCGGCAGGGCGGGGAAACACUCCAGCCCCGUGGGACGGGCUUCGGGGACAGCUGCGGUUGCAGCCACUACUGGCUCAAAGGAAGGCUCACCUUUGCACAAGCAGGGUCCCACCUCCACUGCCAGCACCGAGAAGCCAGGAUCAAAGGUCACUGAGGUGGGCGAUGACUUCCUGGGAGACUUCGUGGUGGGCGAACGUGUCUGGGUGAACGGAGUGAAGCCAGGCGUGAUCCAGUAUCUUGGGGAGACCCAGUUCGCCCCCGGCCAGUGGGCAGGGGUUGUUCUGGAUGACCCGGUGGGUAAGAAUGACGGCUCCGUUGGUGGCGUACGUUACUUUGAGUGCCAGCCGCUGCAGGGGAUUUUUACACGGCCCUCCAAGCUGACCCGCCAGCCCGUGGCGGAGGGCUCGGGCAGCGAUGCCCAUUCUGUGGAGUCCCUGACAACUCAGAACUUGUCGUUGCACUCAGGGACGGCUACGCCGCCUCUCUCCACUCGUGUCAUCCCCCUGAGGGAGAGCGUCCUGAACAACACCAUGAAAACCGGAAAUGAAUCUGGAUCUAACCUGUCAGACAGCGGGUCCGUGAAAAAGGGCGAUAAAGACUUACGGCUUGGAGAUCGUGUGCUGGUUGGCGGGACGAAAACGGGAGUUGUGCGCUAUGUGGGCGAGACAGAUUUUGCCAAAGGAGAAUGGUGUGGAGUGGAACUUGAUGAACCUCUAGGGAAGAAUGAUGGGGCAGUCGCUGGUACAAGGUAUUUUCAGUGCCCCCCCAAAUUUGGCCUCUUCGCUCCCAUUCACAAGGUGAUCCGGAUUGGGUUCCCGUCCACCAGCCCUGCUAAAGCAAAGAAGAGCAAACGGAUGGCCAUGGGAGUGUCAGCCUUAACUCACAGCCCCAGUAGCUCGUCCAUCAGCUCUGUCAGCUCCGUGGCCUCCUCUGUCGGUGGCAGACCCAGCCGGAGCGGAUUGCUGACGGAAACCUCCUCUCGCUAUGCCCGGAAGAUCUCCGGGACUACCGCCCUGCAGGAGGCACUGAAGGAAAAGCAGCAGCACAUUGAGCAGCUGCUGGCAGAGCGAGAUCUGGAGAGAGCGGAGGUUGCCAAGGCCACCAGCCACAUCUGUGAGGUGGAGAAGGAAAUUGCCAUCCUGAAGGCCCAACAUGAGCAGUAUGUCACAGAGGCGGAGGCGAAUCUCCAGCGAGCACGGACCCUGGUAGACGGGGUGCAGAAGGAAAAGUUGGAGCUGCUGAACCAACUGGAAGAGGAGAAAAGGAAAGUGGAGGACUUGCAGUUCCGAGUGGAGGAAGAAUCCAUUACCAAGGGAGAUCUGGAGUUAACUACGGUAGCAGAGAAGUCUAGAAUCCUUCAGCUGGAGGAAGAGUUGAGUGUCAGGCGCUGUGAGGUGGAGGAGCUGAGACAGUGCCUAAGGAACUCUCACCAGGCAGAGACCCCUGAGCACAAUCUUGGUCUGCCGUCAGAGGCGCUUCGCCUGCGAGACCAGCUGCUGUCUGCCAGCAAGGAGCACCAAAAAGAGAGCAGCCAGUUAAAGGAGAAGCAUGAAAAGACCCUGAAGAAGCACCAGCAGGAGAUAGAGAAGCUGAAAGCCGUCAAUGAAAAAUAUUCCCAGGAAAUCGUUGACCUGAAACACAAAGUUCAACAAGCCACCAAUGAGAACAUGGGGCUGAUGGACAAUUGGAAGUCCAAGCUGGACACCUUGGCAUCUGACCAUCAGAAAUCUCUGGAAGACCUCAAAGCCACCCUGAACACAGGCCCUGACACCCAACACAAGGAGAUAGUAGAACUGAAGGCCGUGGUAGAGAGCAUAAAGAUGGAGCACCAACUUGAAUUGGAGAACCUUAAAGCUAAGCACGAUAUCGAGACUGCGGUUCACAUAAAGGAGAAAGAAAGUCUGAAGCUGAAGCUGCAGGAGACCAGUGACGAAGUGGAAGAAAGCAACAACAACUGGAAAACGCAACUGGAAACCAAAACAAACCAGCACCUUAUAGAACUUCAGGACAUGAAGGAGAAGUGCCGAGGUGCUGAACUGAGAGUGCACGAACUGGAGAAGCUACACAGUGAAUAUAAAGAUCAGGCUCAAGCAAUAGCUUUCUUGAAAGAGCAGAUUUCUCUGGCUGAGAAGAAGAUGUUGGACUAUGAGACACUACAGAAAACAGAAGCCCAGAGUAAACAGGAGAUCCAAAGAUUGCAGGAAAAAGUGCUUGUCUUAGAGAACAAACUGCAGUCCAUGGAGGCUCUGCAUCCUUCUCAGCAUGCCAAUGUAUGGGUUUGGGCUCUUCUGUUUAUGUUGUUUUGUCCCUAUUAUUCCUCAUAGGGCUAACCUGAAUUUUGCCCUGUAGUAUAAUUUGCUUGGGCUUCUUGGCUUUAAAGCCAUCUGAUUAUUUUUUUUGGAUCUUUUAUCCAUAUCUUUCAUUGUUUUUUCUGAGCAAUCCUAUCACAUUACUGGGUGGGCCCAUGAUGGGGGAGGAGGAUUAGGCAUUGCCUGCUCUGGGUAAAGGAGCCUGUCGUCUCCCUGCUCAUGGAAGUGAGGGCACUUGUAAGGAGACCAUUCUGCGUGGGGAGUUGGACUAGAAGGUGCUUGCUGGCAGCCAGGAGUAGCUAAUGCGGAGGCGGUUCAUGUGCUUCGCACAGGUGUCGCCAUUACAGAAGGGCUGAACAGUCAGGGUAGAAAGGCAAAGACAGAACCGGUAUGAGAUUAGGAUAUAGCCUGACCUAGGACUUCACCUGAGGUCAUCCUUCAUUCAGUGGAAGUCAAUGGGAGCCAUAAGGGAGGAAGGCUGCUAUGUGGUUAAGCCAGGAAACUGGUAGUUGGGACAUGAUGGGUCUAUCCUGGCUCUGCCACCGACCUGCUGUAUGAAGUUGGGAAAGAGCACUUGAUUUCUGUCUUUCAAUUUCCUCAUCACUGACGGGGGCAUUGAUAAGUCCCUGUCUGGCAGGGUGUUUAUAAGAGAAGGUUAUAAUGGAACAGCUGAUGGGAAUGGUCUCACAAUGGGGGGCGGAGGGGAGAAGGGAAAUCUGCCAAUCAAGGCACUAGUCACACCUGAUGAAAUGCCUGACUUCAAGGUGAUUCAUCCACAUCUUAGUGCUGAUUGGAGGACAGGCAGUAACUAUCAUAACCAUGGAGGGAUCUGUUUCUUCUGAGCUUACUAUAUGUUUCUCUAGCCCACCAGCCUUGUUGUUCUGAUGCCCUGCUGUCUGUCACAUGGUAGGUACCCUUCCAUCUUUAUGAGAUGACAUAAGGACAAAGAGUCGGUCUGUGACUUAUUCACACCACUUGUGCUAGAUGAUAGGAAAAUCACUGCACAGCCUCUGCGUGUUUGGAUCCUCUGCCCGUACUUACACUUUGCGCCAGAAGCUAGAUAAAAAGAAUAUUCAAAGCAAGAGAGAGUUCCUGUCCCAGUGGGAUACAGACAACCAAACGCAAGUCUUGGAAUAUACAUUGUUUGCUUGAGAAUAGGCAUUUGGAAGGGACCCCACUGCUCCAAAUUAAGGCCCCAAUCCUGCAAACAUUUACUAUGUGCUUAAUAUUACUGCCCUGAGUAGUCCCAUCAGUUGCAUGGUAGUAAAGUUCAGCAGCUGCAUGUGUGUUUGUUAGGUUGAAGCUUAAUGCUAGUAAAAUAGCAUGUGUAUUGGGUGUGAAAGGAGGGAAAGAAACAAAAAGAGAAGGAAGAAUCUUAAGCAUUAAUAAUGGUAUUUGAAGGGUUCUCCAACGUACAUCUCUCUCCUAGCUAGGCAUGGAUUCUAAAUACAAAGGAGGCAAUUCCAAAAGGCAUGGCAUGGAAAGCUACAGAGCUAAGGCCCCAGGAUAGCUGCACUCAGGGAAAAUACACAGGGAGUUCUUUAGUAGAAAACCCCAGUGUCAUAGAAAAGAGUUUCUGUCUACGUCCAGUCCUAAGAAGAGUAAAUAAAAAGAGAGAACCGAAGGUCCAAUCCAGAACCCAUUAAAGUCAAUGGGAAGACAGCCAUUGACUUUAUUAGGCAUUCGACUGGGCCUAACGUGUCUUGAAAGAACUAACAGUCAGAGAGAAAGCAAUCAUAUUGACACUCUGAUGCAAAUUAAGGCCAAGAAAAUGCAGCUUGCUGCUGGAAUGAAUGCCUGGACAAAAGCAAGAGACUGUCACUGACAGAGGGUAAAUUCUGUUUUUUUAAAAAUAUCUUGGUUAAGUUAACAUAACAUGAAUUAUUCAAAUAUUUAAAAUAAACAAAUGUAUCUUGUGACUAUACAGACUCCUGCUUUCUCGUGCAUUCAAACAGGUGCUUCGUGGGUUUUGGUAAGUUGCAGUGAGAUGGCUUUUGUCACUGAGAGUCACACCAGAGGCAAGUCUUGCAUCCUCAGAACCUGCUCCUACUUCUGUGAAGUCAGUGACCACAAUCCACUCACUGGGCGAAGCCAAUGGAACUUAAAAGUGCUUAAAGUUAAGCAGUGCUCAGAUGCUUUGCUGUAUCGAGGCCGUGGCUAUAACUAAUCAGUGCAAUUGUCCCUUACGGCCAGGAGUCUAGUGAUGGUAGUUAAGUAGUCAGAGGACAAUAGCGUGCAUACACUAAAAUGGCCCCUAGACAGGUAGAAUGUGGCAUCCCCUGAGGAAAGAGGAAAAAAGCCAAGUGACUGGAUUCCAAUCCACAGUGGCCAAUGCUUUGGGAGAGCAAGCCAUAGGUGUGAUUGGAGCAAAACCAGUAACAUCGCGCCAAGCCGGCCGAGUGCACAGACACCUGCAGCUCAUCUUUGAGCCUUGACUGUUGUUGUUGCCCUUCAUACGGGAGUCGAGCUUUGUUUGGUUUGAUGCCACUGAUGUUCUCCUAGAGCUGCUGUCGUUUUAAAACAGUCUCCGCUCCCUUGCUACGGGUUGCAACAAGAUUUGUCAUGAUGACGUUAAUAUCAGAGCCAUUAGUGCUUCUGUGCCAUGCUGUUCUUUUAUAAACGUGGCCUCCACACAUCCCCCUAUAUAAGUGAAAGGUCCUAGGUGGGUCUACAUUGCUCCAAGGUAAGUGAGUUGUUAGUUGGACUAAAAUUUCCAUUUGAUAAAAAUAAGUCUGAAAGCUUAAAAGCACUGAGACUGCAGUUCGGAAAAGCACUUAAGCAUGUGCUGCAGUAUUACCCGGAACUGUAGCAUGUGUUGAGUCAUGGUAAAUCACAGUAUGUAUUCUGAUGCCAGCUUAGAGAGAAACCAAAAGGCAAGACACACAGAAGGAGUUCAAAAGACUCCUCGGGCCAGCCUUUACUUCAGGGACUUGCAAUUUUGGGGUAUCCAACUUGACAUCCCUUGGAGGAGCCUAAUUUUCAGAAGGUGCUGAGAACCUGUUCUCUGAUAGUCACAGUUCUUUAAGGUGUCUCAUGCUGAGGCCUCAAAAACUGACAUACCCAAAAUCCCUAGUCACUGAUGAAAAUGCUGAAAAUGACUUCUUAUCAGAGAUGGUCCAAACCAAAACUCCAGAUCGCCCCUCCUAUCCCUGAGCUUUGGGGUGUUUGACACCUGGAUCCAGAGUUUGCAGGUUGAGCCCAUUCCUAAUGAUCCCUUUUUGCAUACACUGAACUCCAACAUUGUUGCAUGAAAGUGGAAACUGGGCCCUACUUUGAUCAAUUGUGGAAUUUGGGCCUUCCAUUAAGAUAAUGCCAGCUGUACCCACCUCUGUGCUCAGCUGUCUAAGUGCCUUUUUAAAAAUCACCUCUUUGAUUUCCCUCUGAGAAGGAUAUAAAUCUGAUUGGCAAAAUAUGAAGACCAAAGGACAUUGGUGCCAGUUGUGUUCCUUAUUGUGCCUGCUAGAGUUUUAAAUUCACUGACUUUGCUUUGAUUCUACGGGAGAAUGAUGGGAAAGAGUUAGUGGGCAUUUUGUGUGUGUGUGUGUGUGUGUGU
This is a messenger RNA of Terrapene triunguis (Three-toed box turtle), 6360 nucleotides long. RefSeq names its product CAP-Gly domain containing linker protein 2 (gene CLIP2). NCBI's taxonomy places the organism in Eukaryota, Metazoa, Chordata, Testudines, Emydidae. Gene Ontology annotation, biological process: cytoplasmic microtubule organization. Gene Ontology annotation, molecular function: microtubule plus-end binding. Bases 471 to 2822 code for a protein of 783 amino acids. Gene Ontology annotation, cellular component: nucleus; cytoplasm; microtubule plus-end. The record is from RefSeq and is a predicted model, not a curated record. The transcript has 9 exons.